UUCGUUCGGGUCUGAUAAAGGAAUUGGUGCAGUUGUAGCACGCUGGGAAGGACAGGCUCACACCAUGGCACUUGCUAAGGUGAAAGUGGAGAAGACAGAUCUGGAGGCAGAGAUUGCCCGGAGCCGACUUGAUGCCGUCUUACAGGGACUCCUGGACAAGAGUGAUAUGGACCGGGAGCAGAUAGAUGAUGAGGUUGGGAAAGCGUCUGGAGAUCUUCACUGCAAAGAUUCAUCUCCCAGUGCCGGUGGGAAAAGGCCUUCGGGGAGGCUCUCUCAGCACCGGCGGAAGAAGAGGAAAGAAGAAGAUGGCAUCACAGAGGGCAGCCAGCCGAAAGCUAACAUGUGUAUUAUUCGGCUCUUUGACCGGAGUGUGGAUUUGGCAAAAUUUUCCGAGGAUACGCCCCUCUAUCCAGUUUGUCGAGCUUGGCUGCGGAAUACCCCGACAGUGAGAGCACUCGAACAGCCCCAAACACCACCACCAGCAGAAGAGGUUGAAGGAGUUAAUGGAAGCACCCAAAAUUUGUACCAGUUACCCCCACCUUUGCCAUGCCCAGUCACAGAGGAUGGAGAGCCCAUUAACUUGAGGAUACCCUCUCCCCUUCGAGAAGAUAGCGAACCCCUCAAUCUGAACAUGCCUCCAAACCUAACGCCCAGCAUGUCCACGUUAAUUAACCAGAAUAUGGAGCGAUGGAAGAAGAUCCGUCAGAGGUGGAAAGAUUCUUCAUACCGCAACCAACAGCGCUAUAGCCAGAGCAUGAAAAUCCUGAAGGAGAUGUACGAAUGCCAGUAAACGUUCCUCCACGCCAUUCGCUUUCCGACAGUCAGAUCCUGUUACAGUGGGUACACGUCAUUGGCAGGAUAGGGGCCAUGGGUUUCUACAGUUUUAACAGAUUGCAUUUAAUUUCCCCAUAAAAGUUAUUCUGGUAACAUCCUGCAGUUAUUUGGAAUAGGUGUUUUUGUUAAUAUUAAUGAGUUGG
Molecule: messenger RNA, 977 nt
Organism: Pelobates fuscus (common spadefoot toad)
Lineage: Eukaryota; Metazoa; Chordata; Amphibia; Anura; Pelobatidae
Gene: LIN37
Product: lin-37 DREAM MuvB core complex component
Exons: 10
Coding region: 65-790 (241 amino acids)
Biological process (GO): negative regulation of transcription by RNA polymerase II
Cellular component (GO): transcription repressor complex; Myb complex
Source: RefSeq, a predicted model, not a curated record